AUGGCUUCAGAAUUGAAACCCCUCAAUGUUCUCAUGGUAGGAACUGGUGAAUACACCACCGGUUUCGUGGGAGGUGGAGCUUCAGGAUCAGAUAAGAAAGUUGGAGUUGUAGGACUCUCAUUAUUUGACCUGCGAAGACGUGGAAAGGUUGAUAAGUUGUCUAUGGUUGGCACAUCUGGAGGAAAAUUCCCAGCUAUCCGUGAACAUCUUAACAAGAAUAUCUCCCAAGUUUACAACAAUCUCGACACAUCCUUUGAUUCUUUCCCAGCAAACGACAAAACCGACCCUUCAGCCUACAAAACCGCCAUCGAUGCCCUCUUCCCCGGUGAUGCAAUUACGAUCUUUACUCCCGACACAACCCAUUACCCCAUCGCUCUCUAUGCUAUCGAACGCAAAAUCCACGUCCUGAUAACCAAACCCGCCGUCAAACUUCUCUCCCAACAUCUCGAACUUCUCGAAGCUGCCAAAAAACAUGGCGUCUUCGUGUACAUCGAACAUCACAAACGUUUCGACCCCGCAUACUCCGAUGCUAAACAUAAGAGUUUGGGAUUGGGUGAUUUCAAUUACUUUUACAGUUAUAUGAGUCAACCGAAAUCACAAUUAGAGACAUUCAAAGCGUGGGCUGGCGUCGAUUCAGAUAUCAGUUAUUAUCUCAAUUCUCAUCAUAUUGAUAUUUGCGAAUCGAUGGUUUCUCAGCAGGGAUUCUUGCCAGUAAAAGUCUCAGCAAGUGCUAGUAAGGGAACAGCCGUGGGAUUGGGCUGUGAUCCAAUCACCGAGGACACUAUCUCUUUGCUUGUGCAUUGGGUUAAGAAGGAUGAUCCAAGCAAGAGAGCGACAGGUGUUUAUACCGCAUCUUGGACUGCACCACAAAAAGCAGGCGUUCAUUCAAACCAAUACUUUCACUACAUGGCUAGUGGAGGAGAAAUCCGAAUUGAUCAAGCCAAGAGAGGAUACGAUGUAACAGAUGACAAGGUUGGUCAAUUGAUGUGGUAUAAUCCAUUCUAUAUGCGUUAUGCACCAGAUGAAGAGGGCAACUUUGCCGGACAGACAGGGUAUGGAUAUGUCAGUUUCGAGAAGUUUGUCGAUGGAUGCAGAUUGGUCAAUAAGGAUGGUGUUUUUGCAGUGAAAGUGUUAGACGAUAGAGGAUUACCCACUUUGGGCAAUACUGUGGGAACAACCGCUAUCCUAGAAGCCGGAAGAAGAGCAUUGGAUGAGAACAGGGAAGUGGAGAUCAAGGUUGAGAAUGGUGUUUGGUCGCUUGUUUAA
Molecule: messenger RNA, 1266 nt
Organism: Sclerotinia borealis F-4128
Lineage: Eukaryota; Fungi; Ascomycota; Leotiomycetes; Helotiales; Sclerotiniaceae
Source: the annotation of a GenBank genome assembly